Culex pipiens pallens (northern house mosquito) is the source of this 388-nucleotide messenger RNA. Its product is annotated as obg-like ATPase 1. The record is from RefSeq and is a predicted model, not a curated record. Gene Ontology annotation, molecular function: ATP hydrolysis activity; GTP binding. The transcript has 2 exons. Gene Ontology annotation, cellular component: cytoplasm. The coding region runs from base 164 to 352 and encodes 62 amino acids. NCBI's taxonomy places the organism in Eukaryota, Metazoa, Arthropoda, Insecta, Diptera, Culicidae.
GACAAGCGCUGUCAAACGUCAAAACAGGCUCCGCCGCGGAAUCCACGUUUGUUGCCGUCCGGCUAGCUUUCCUCCUCCUCGCGUAAAGUGCCGAUUCGCGUUAAAAAGUUUCGCGUGUGAUUUUUUAGGUGAUUAGCGGCCCCGAUUUAGCACGUCCUAAGCCAUGCCCCCGAAGAAGGUCCAGGAGCCGGAGGUGAAGCCGCUGAUUGGUCGCAUCGGCACCAACCUGCGCAUCGGCAUCGUCGGCGUGCCGAACGUGGGCAAGUCGACCUUCUUCAACGUGCUGACCAAGAGUGCGGCCCCGGCGGAAAACUUCCCCUUCUGCACGAUCGACCCCAACGAGAACAGGUAGGACAGGUCGCUCUCGCUUAUUUAAUUAGCCCCAACA